AUGGCGACUCACAACUCUCUCGAUGGCCUGAGCCAGAGGUUUUCAAAUAUCGCCUUAUCAGAUGACGAUGCGACCGGGGAGACUUCAACUGCGCCACGAAGGCGAACCCCGGUGGAUCAGUACUUUUACGAGCACGCAUCUAGGCCCGGGUCAAAAUUCAAAUACAACAGCGAUACGAAGCUAAACAUCCGUAAAACAUUCGAUGAUCUGGCAAAAGCCGAGAAAUGGCGCCGUAAGAAGCGAUUGGCAGAGAAGAGGAAGUUCUUCGAAGCGAUUGACUCGGAGUUCACCACGAGAUUCGGAGAUGGUAACAAACUCGAGACAUGGCAGAGACUGGUGGCUAUGUUCGAACCAGAUGAUCCCCCUCCGACGAGUAUAACGAAGUGUAAGAAGGUAAAGGAAAUUCUUAUAAGCUUUGAUUGA
Molecule: messenger RNA, 423 nt
Organism: Orbilia oligospora ATCC 24927
Lineage: Eukaryota; Fungi; Ascomycota; Orbiliomycetes; Orbiliales; Orbiliaceae
Exons: 1
Coding region: 1-423 (140 amino acids)
Source: RefSeq, a predicted model, not a curated record